Messenger RNA from Saccostrea echinata, 2120 nucleotides. RefSeq names its product poly(A) RNA polymerase GLD2-like. Gene Ontology annotation, cellular component: cytosol. The coding region runs from base 179 to 1555 and encodes 458 amino acids. The record is from RefSeq and is a predicted model, not a curated record. NCBI's taxonomy places the organism in Eukaryota, Metazoa, Mollusca, Bivalvia, Ostreida, Ostreidae. Gene Ontology annotation, molecular function: poly(A) RNA polymerase activity. The transcript has 13 exons.
CACAACAUUUUAACACGUUUUUCUCAUCAGUGACUUGAGAAGUGAUCACUGGUAGACUAACAGGGUUAAUUUUCCUCUUGUUGUGGAAUGGGAUUCUGUACAUCAUUGAGAGAGCAACCAUAUGAUGUUAAAGAUCUUGUUUGCGUACUGACCUAACCAUAGCUUUGAACUGUUGAUAAUGAAUAGGAGAGUUCACUAUCCUGGACCUCCAGGGAAUCCUAAUUCAUUUUUUCCACAAUUUAAUCCAGCAUUUCGCUUCUCACGGGUUGUUCAGCAGCAGUACACCUUUGUUCCUGCCCAGCAUCGUUUUCGGCAUCCACCUUUUCUCAACUUUGACAACGGAUGGCAGAAUCUUCAAAUUGAUGUUUCUAAUCCACCUGUUGAUUAUAGAGAAACAAUCAGACAAGAUAUUCUAUCACAACUCCACAAACAUCCCAGCACUAGUCAUCAAAACCGCAAGAGACCUGCAGAAUCUGUUCCAAGUUCUUCUAACAGCAAGAAAUCCAGGAGUGAUCUCCCAGUUGAAUCCUGUUCUGUAAUUAAAGAUGUGCCUGUCCCUCCACCAGGAUACAGUCCCAUACACAAUAUUACUGAGGCAAUCAUCCGAUACUUCUUAGAGAAUCACCAGACAGACAAAGCAUACAAGCAGAAACUUCAACUUAGAGAUGUACUCUUCAAAAUAUUUCAAGCUUCUAUGCCAAACUGUGGAUUGUACAUAGUUGGGUCCUCUAUGAGUGGCUUUGGGACCAUGAAGAGUGAUAUGGACAUGUGUCUGAUGAUCACAGAAGAUGGAAUUGACCAGAAAAGAGAAGCUCCAGAAAUUCUCUAUCUUAUCCAGAAAGCCCUAUAUAAAUGCAGUUUUGUGAGGGAAUCCACAGUUAUCAGAGCUAAAGUCCCAAUUCUACGCUUUAAUGAUCUCGUAAGCAAAGCCCAAAUAGAUCUAAAUGUCAACAAUAGUGUUGGAAUUCGUAAUACUCAUUUACUCAAGUAUUACUGCAUGACUGACUGGAGAGUGAGACCACUAGUACUGUACAUAAAGAAGUGGGCUCGUUUCCAUGACAUCAAUGAUGCCAGUAAAGCCACCAUAUCAAGUUAUUCUCUCUGUCUCAUGCUCAUCCAUUAUCUACAAUAUGCUUGUUCACCACCAGUUCUACCGUCCCUACAGGAACUCUAUCCAGAACGCUUCAAAGAUUCGUUAGAUAUCCGAGACCUGAAGUUUGACGAUACAGUGUCCUAUAAGAGUGACAAUGGACAGAGUGUAGGGGAACUUUUUCUUGGAUUCCUGGGUUACUAUAGCAACAAAUUCAGGUUUGAUGAGGAUUGUAUAUCGAUAAGGGAUGCAACAAAGUAUAGCUUAGAUGACUACAUGAGAUUCAAGAAUGAAUAUUUUCAGAUGCAGCCUCUUUGUAUUGAAGAGCCAUUUGACUUUUCCAAUACAGCAAGAUCUUGUCAUGAUAAAAAUAAGUUCAACCGAGUGAAAAAAGUGUUCAAAACAAGUUACCAGGAACUGCAGAAAAAGAAAGAUGUCAACUGUCUGUUCUCACAGCCAUUUUAAAGGAUUAGUGCUGAGGACCUAUGGUUUGGGACCAUUGUUGGAAGCAUCAUGGUAGUGUGAAUGUGAAUUGUAUGACAUUGUCUGGUAUGCUUAUAAGGCAUUGUCCACGAUGCUGAUAGGAGAGUUGAUCUGUAUACGUAACAAAUCGGAGAUAUACUGAAGUAUGAAACUACAGAAAUUUAGAUGGUGCUAAAUAAACAUGUACAGUGUAUAGUGCAAUGACUAAAAAAGGGUGAAUCAAGUGUUAAAUUACCCUGACAUGUAGAGUGAUAGAACUGUAUCAUUCAUGACAUGCAGUGUACAUGUAUUCAGGAAAUCAUGUAUCACAUACAUGUACAUUUACCUUUAAAUAUGCAGUGUAAAUAUUCAGCACUGCAAAAUUUUGUUACAGAGAAAGGCAGCUCAGACUUUUUUUUUUCUAAUUUGUGAUUUGUGAAUUAAAAAUAAUGGUGAUUCUUCAUUCAUUUUUCUUGAGGAUUGACUGAUUAUCAUGUUUGAAAGUUUGUACAGUAUGUAAGAAAGUAUUGAUACAACUGUUCAUUGUAAAUAAAUUUUCUAUAUACUU